Messenger RNA from Phragmites australis (common reed), 1479 nucleotides. Its product is annotated as gibberellin 2-beta-dioxygenase 6-like. The record is from RefSeq and is a predicted model, not a curated record. Bases 149 to 1192 code for a protein of 347 amino acids. Lineage: Eukaryota; Viridiplantae; Streptophyta; Magnoliopsida; Poales; Poaceae. Gene Ontology annotation, molecular function: dioxygenase activity. The transcript has 3 exons.
GCGCCCGAGAACAUCCGUGGACGCGCGUUUGGCUGAGCCAGUGCUAGGAUAGCGUGCACUACGUGUGCGCGAUUCGACUACUCCACUAGAGAGUGUAGCACAGACACAAAACCUUACGUGCGUCACGUAGCUGCCUCUCCGACCGACCAUGCCGGCCUUCGCGGAGAGCGCCGCCGACCCGCCUCUGGCCGACAGCUACCUCGCGCUGCUGCGCCGCGGCGAGCGCGAAGGCAUUGCACCGUCGACCGAGGGCUCGGCCGUGCUGGAGCGCGAGCUUCCCAUGAUAGACCUGAAGUGCCUGACGAGCGGCGGCGCGAGGGAGCGCACGGCGUGCGCGGACGCUAUGGCGAGGGCGGCCUCGGAGUGGGGCUUCUUCCAGGUGUCCAACCACGGCGUGAGCCGGGCGCUCCUGGAGGAGAUGAGGCGGGAGCAGGCGCGGCUCUUCCGGCUGCCGUUCGAGACCAAGGCGAACGCCGGGCUGCUCAACGGUUCGUACCGGUGGGGCACCCCGACGGCCACGUCGCUCCGGCACCUCUCGUGGUCGGAGGCGUUCCACAUCCCGCUCGCCAGCAUCUCCAGGAAGGACUGCAACUACGGAGAGCUCGUCUCCUUGAGGGGCGUGAUGCAAGAGGUGGCGGACGCAAUGUCGCGGGUGGCGAGGACGGUGGCGGUGGCGCUGGCGGGGCGCCUGGGGCACGAGGCAUCGGCGGCCGGGGGAGCGUUCCCGGCGGGGUGCGACGAGAGGACGUGCUUCCUGCGGCUCAACAGGUACCCCGCGUGCCCGUUCGCGUCGGGCACGUUCGGGCUGGUUCCCCACACGGACAGCGACUUCCUCACGGUGCUGUGCCAGGACCAGGUCGGGGGGCUGCAGCUCAUGAAGGACGCUCGCUGGGUCGCCGUGAAGCCCCACCCGGACGCGCUCAUCGUCAACAUCGGCGAUCUGUUUCAGGCGUGGAGCAACAACAGGUACAAGAGCGUGGAGCACAAGGUGGUGCCCAACGCCAAGGCGGAGCGGUUCUCCGCCGCCUACUUCCUGUGCCCGUCGUACGACUCGCCCGUCGGCACCUGCGCCGAGCCGUCGCCAUACAGAGCCUUCACCUUCGGGGAGUACAGGAGGAAGGUCCAGGAGGAUGUGAAGAGGACCGGGAAAAAGAUUGGGCUCCCCAACUUUCUCAAACAUUCUGCCCAAUGACGGCCCGCAAGGAGAGCAUCUUCUGCUUUUGUUACGGUCGAUGUGAACUCGACCUAAACUGUACAAGAAUAUUAUCUGGGCUUCGAGUAGGUUCCUUCUUUUUCCUUUUUUGGCUUAGUUGAUAGGUCCCUAUACAAGAGAGUAAAUGAAGAGGACGUGCGUUCUUAUCAAUCAAGUUAUCAUCGAGUAAUUGGCGCCUGAAGGGCAUAUUUCGUGUACCGCAGUUCCCCUGUUCUGCGUUCUGUUUGUUUAUCUACUCGUUUCGCAUUUUUAUCAAUAAACCUACA